Molecule: messenger RNA, 1009 nt
Organism: Cicer arietinum (chickpea)
Lineage: Eukaryota; Viridiplantae; Streptophyta; Magnoliopsida; Fabales; Fabaceae
Source: RefSeq, a predicted model, not a curated record
UUUCCCCUUAAAAUCUAAUCUACCAAAAGUUAAUUAAUUCCUCAAAGCAAUUUCCAUAGGAUGAACCAUUUAGUUUGCGGCAAUUUCCAACAUCAAGAAGAAGAUGAUUUACCAUGUCCAAGCCCAAGAAAAAUAUCCAAAAGAAAAGAUAACAGAGAAAAUAACCCUUAUGCUUCAAGAGGCUUAGACAAAUUUUCAACCCUUUUAGAUGAACUUGAUCAAAGAAGAAAGAAAGUUUACUCACAAAUGAAUCCACAUGACAUAUCUUUUGUUCGUUUUACAUAUUCAAAAACUGAUGAUUUCGUUCCCAUCGUUGUCAAAGUGAAAAAUCAUAAUCAGAAGAAACACAAGAAUGAUGAAGAACACAAGGUAAAACGUUUUACAUCUUUUUCAGAACCAAUGGAACAGAAACAUAAACAUAAAUAUGUGGAAGAAACAAAACAACACAAGAUGGAAUUAUUAUCUCAUCAUGAUUGUGAUAAAAAGGAAGAGAAGAAGAUUGAAAGCUUUGGAUUGUCUUGGAAUAUGCCUUCUUUUUAUGUUCCAGCUGUUAUGAUAUUGAUUUUGUUGUUGUUGACUGUGUUUGGAAGAUCAUUUGCAACGGUUUGCACAUGUGUUGUGUGGUAUAUAGUUCCCAUCUUGAAAGAUAGUUCGAAUGAUCAAGGAAAAUCAAUAAAGAAGAAGAAUAUAGUGGUGACUGAAGGAAAACAUAGACACCAGAAAAGCUGGUGAAACUAAUCUUUUUAUAUGGGUUUUCUUCUUCUAUUUCUGUUUUUGGAUUUGGGAAUAGGAGUUUUCUUUGUGUAAAUUAUUAUAUGUGUAUGUUUUCUUGGUGAUGUUCUUGAGAUAGGUUGAAAAAUAUUGAUUCAAUCCUUCUAUUGAGGACGUUUUCUGAGUGUAAAUUAUGGUGUGAAAAGGGCUUAUGUAAAUUGAGUAGUUAAUUAGUUAUUAUAUGGCUUUGUAAAGUUCAUUUAUUGAUAAAAAAAAAAAAAAAAAACUUAUCUUUUAA